AUGAGUCAUUAUCAAUUUGUCUUAUUCUCAGGAAAAGAUGAUUAUUAUCCAACUGGAAAAUUAAAAAAGAGAGAAGAUGUGAUAACUGUUAAAUCUAGCAAUUCAUCGUAUACAAAGUCUGAAAGAGAAGUUGACUCCUCAUCACCAUCAUCCCAUACAUCUUCCUCAUCUUCAUCUUCACGGAAACAACUGAUCGUUUUCCCUACCGAGAAUAGCAACAGGGUAAUUGAGUGUGAGCAGAGAAAUCAGCAAAUUUGUAUUGAAUCAAAACCACCACGCAAACGCGAGUUGCCCAGCAACAUUCUGCAAAUGCAGUUGCAACGACAACGAUUUACUAACGCAAGCGCAACGAACCUUGGCGGGAAGUGUGCCAAUAGUACGCUUGGUAAAGCUAAAAUCCCACGGCCUGCAAAUGCAUUUAUGCUUUUUGCUAAUGAAUGGCGAAAAAAACUUGCCCUUGAAAAUCCUAGAGAAUCUAAUAAGGACAUAAGUGUCAGAUUGGGUGUCCUGUGGAAAAAUAUGGGCAAGGAUGUAAAAGAGAAAUAUUUUUCCUUAGCAAGACAAGUCGAUGCUGAACAUAAAAGAAAAUAUCCUGACUACGUAUAUAAUCCUAAGGAAGCAAGACUUCGGAAAGCAAUGCGUGAACAGAGUCGUGAAUUGUCGAGACAAUCUAUACUUCAAUCAGCAGUUACAUCGACGAGCGGGAAUGCGUCGACAACUGGCGCAAAUGAUACUAAUGGAACAAAUGUUGGUAACGGAAUCGCCAGUUCGUCAAAUUUUAUAAAUCAACCAAUGCCCUGCACUUCACCAGCAUCAACUUCAAGUGUUUCUUCAUUACCUGGUACUUCUUCCUACAACUCCGAUAGGAUGAUCAAUUCUUGGUUUCCAAUCGGCCAUACGCCAUCAUCAAGUCACAUUAAGCCAAUGCUCUCUCACAGGGUCAUGCAGACCCAUCAGCGAACGUUCGAUAAAUCCAAAGAGGUUUUGAGAAAGCAAGCUGAGUGCGCCGGUGCUUUUCCUGCAGCUUCCGCGACGGCGUGUUACCCCGGUGAAUUUACUGUUCGCGGAGCGUCUACGCAAGUGACUAGCGACACAAGUAUUGGCGGCCUCGAGAGCAACGAUUAUUGUAGUGGCAUUGGAGAGUUUUCAGAUGCUCAGAAGUGGCAUCCAUACCAAAGUACUCCAACGGUUUAUCAUCCAAGAAGUGGCUCUAUGUCAAAGAUCGCUAAUCGUCAUGGUAUGCAGAGUAUCAAUACCCAUGGUCAUGGACCGUGGAAUCAAUUUUGCGGAGUUCCAUUGUUUACGAUGACUGCUCAGAAUUCAGCAAUUAGAGGUCCAAGACAGAUGGCUUUUCUCCAAGAACAACAUGAACGACACUGUAAUUUUCCCGAAGAAAUGCCCAUAAAUUAUAUGACUAAUAAAGUUGACGUUGGACAUCGAUUACAGUCAGGAUACUCACAGCAUAGCUAUCAACAGGAGAAUGAGAAAUGUGCAGAAGAUGCUUCAAGAUGGGAACCACAAAUUCCUAUUGAUCCAGGGAUGUCUAAUUUAGCAACUCUAUCUCGGGACUCAGAACCUCGAGCGAAAGAACCGUCAAAGCCUAAUGAAGAAAUUAAAGAAUACCAAGAAGAUGAAUCUCCAUCAAGACAAACACCAUCUAAACAACCAUUGCCGGGUUUUCAUCAAGCUUUUGGUUCAACGGAAAUCGGAAAAUUUUCCAGAUCUCAAUACUUUGCAAAUAUAAUUGGAGAAAGUGGUGGCAAUUAUGUGACAUUAGUGGACGUCCCACGCCCUAGAAAUCCUGACUGGAUUCGUCCUAAUCCAAUAAUGCAUCAAGAUCUUUCAGUGCUGAGAAUGGAAAUACCCAAUAUAAAUCCUAGUAUUGAUCAAAAUGUACAUCUAACUCGAAGUACAACUAGAGCUAGUCAAGAUUCAACAAAAGCUAUUUCUUCCACCAGUAAUACAGAAGGUGAUGAAGAUGAUGAUAGCACAACUAAUGAUGAUAAAAACAAUCGUUCAACUGAUUAGUUUAAUAUCCUUUUUUAUAACUUGUUCUCAAAUAUUGUUCUAUAGUUUCUUAAAUAACUAUAGAUUUAUUUUUCAUAUCUGUUUGAAGACUGAACAUAAAAUAUUUAUCAAUGUUUUGUUGAUGUACAAAAGUGAAAAGUCUGCACAAUCAAAAAGAAAAAAUAGUGUAAUUAAAAAAAUAGAGGUUUUUAUAUUCACAAUAAGAUUUAUACAAUCUAGCGGCACAGCUCAAAUAUAAUGAAAUAAAUCCCAAUAGAAGCUGGCCACCCAUUAUCAUCACAAUAUUACGCAUCGCAGUAGUAGAGGCAUCAGAUCUAUCAUAAGACCGACAGGCAUCGGGUCAGGUGUUGUAAAAUUCUCGGGUAACGCGUAACGUUAAACAUUGAUUAACCCAAGAAUUUUUAUGGCAUCUAUGACUAUUUUAGCCGCAUAUUGUCGACAACUUUAUCCUAUUGAUGCACAGAUAAAAUGUGUUUUCUUUGCUUGCUCAUCACUUUGUAUAAAAACUUGAAUAAUUUAAAAAAAAAAAAAUAAUAA
Chelonus insularis is the source of this 2565-nucleotide messenger RNA. RefSeq lists its product as uncharacterized. Gene Ontology annotation, biological process: cell differentiation; anatomical structure morphogenesis; regulation of transcription by RNA polymerase II. The record is from RefSeq and is a predicted model, not a curated record. NCBI's taxonomy places the organism in Eukaryota, Metazoa, Arthropoda, Insecta, Hymenoptera, Braconidae. Bases 1 to 2028 code for a protein of 675 amino acids. The transcript is spliced from 10 exons. Gene Ontology annotation, molecular function: DNA-binding transcription factor activity, RNA polymerase II-specific; RNA polymerase II cis-regulatory region sequence-specific DNA binding.